AUGCCGCUGCUAUCGGCCGACAAUGGCGACUCUAGCAGGAGUCGCAGCCGCCAGCGCGCGCGCACCGAAGUGGGCGAGCAUAGGAGCAUGUGGGACCGCCUCAACUUCCAGAAGAUCGGCUCCUGGCUGAAGAAGGACGAGCACACGCCACCGCCCUCGCCCACCAAGCCCAGGAUGUCUGAGAGCAUGACCAAGGAGAGCAAAGAGAACAAGGACAGCAAGGAGAUCACGAGGCCCCAUUCGAGCGGUGGACUGCUGGGGCGGAGAGGCAGCAGGAAAGUCAUCCCAGGUCUGCCGAGGCCCCUGACCUUCAAGCGGAUGCAGAGCGAGAAGAGAGACAAGCUGCUCGAGGUGCCCGAGACGGAACAUCGAAGAGCUGUCUCGGAAGACCGCAAGAGCUCCGUGCCCUCGAAGCGAAACCCCUCGCCCCCGCCUAUGUCUGUGCCGUCCAUGUCCGCUCCAGACGUGCUGAGUCCGCACGAGAGUCAUAGCGAGAAGGAGAAGGAGUCAUUGCCAGAAAUGGAGUCAUUCCCCAGUAUAGAGCGCACCAUUGGCGGCGGUCCCGACUCCAACAUACCAGCAGGCGCGCGCCAGGUCGACUAUGGCAUUGAAGAACCCGAAGACUACAUGUCGGCCGGCGAAAUGUCUACAAUCGAGGGACCCCCACAACUCCCGCCAGUGGAAGUCGCAGACGCCUUUUCGGACCGCGGCUCCCAUCACUCAGGCUCAGACAUCGACGAUGUACGGUUGCAGGAGGAGCUCGAAGCAAAGUGGAUCCUCAACCUCAGCAUGCACUUCCGCGACCUGUCGGACCGCGAGAAGUUCUUCGUCACCUUUGCCGAGGAGCCCACCAAAUGGAGGCGGGUUACAGUAUCGUGCGACUACCGGCAUCUCGAGGCCGACUCACUCGAGGCUGAUCUCAAGACAAUGCACUACCAACGCGACAAGAGCAAGCGCAUCUACGAAGCCAUCCGCGACUCCCUACCCGAUAUCCAGUUCUACGACACCGUUACAAACCUCAAGCUCGAAACUGCCGACGGUCGUCUCCAUGUACACGUCACCGAGGAUAUCAACGAGGCUAUCCCGUACCCGCCCACGUCAGCCAUCGAACACCUCGACUGCAAGCGCUUCCGAGAGAGCGCCAUCUCUUUCGACUCUCAUAUCUCAGGCUUCGUAUACAAGGUCUCCGUCAACAACAAUACGUACAUUAAGAAGGAGAUCCCGGGUCCAGACGCGGUCGAGGAGUUUUUAUAUGAGAUCAACGCUCUCGUCAGCCUGCAAGAAUCCAAGUCAGUCAUCAGAUUCGAAGGCGUCAUAGUCGAUGAGCAGAACGAGCUCAUCAAAGGGCUACUCAUUAGCUAUGCCGAGCUGGGCGCGCUGGUGGACGUCAUCUACGACUUCAAGCCCACAAGCCAAUACAAGCCCAUGGGCCAACUCACCUGGGAACGCCGCGAGCGGUGGGCACGACAAAUCGUCGAGGGUCUGUCCGAAAUUCAUGAAGCUGGAUUUGUGCAAGGCGACUUCACUCUCUCAAACAUCGUUAUAGACAACGACGACAACGCCAAGAUCAUCGAUAUCAACCGUCGCGGUUGCCCUGUCGGCUGGGAGUCACCUGAGCUGGCUAGGCUGGUCGAAAGCGGACAGCGUGUAACAAUAUACAUCGGCGUCAAGUCAGAUCUCUUUCAACUGGGCAUGGUAUUGUGGGCGCUGGCCGAACUGCAAGACGAGCCGGAGCGCCAACAGCGACCACUAACUCGCACCCUCGAUCGACCAAACACAGAUGUACCGGUCUACUUCCGCGAUAUUAUCAGAGCCCUGCUCAGUGACUCACCCCAAGGGAGACCGUCAGCGGCAAGCCUGCUUAAGAAAUUCCCUGACGAUAUACUAGAUCGGGACUUCAAGCCCAAGGCUGCCAUAAGAAGCAGUGUUUCUACACAUCGAAGCGACAAGGAGUACAUCGACCCCAGGACGGCAGUCGACCUCGAGGAUAUAUCCAAACACCGCCGCCACUCCAGACAGCAGUCGUCAUUCGAGGAAAUCAACAUACCGCGCACAGAAUACCCCGCAUCCUCUGGCUCAUACAUCAUUCCCGACAACCGCUCCGACCGUGGGCGGUCUGCUGGCCCCUUGAGCAUUAGCGAGAGAAACAGACGAAGCGAAUACUCGCCUUAUCCCGGCCAUCGGUCCGUCAUGUCGCUCGACGACUCGGAGCUCGAGAAUGAGCUUGCAAGCCUGCCAGCCAGUAGAGAAACGAGGUGGGAGCAGAUCUACGUUGACGGCGAUACCAAGCUUGUUCAGCGAGGAUGCGCCGACCUUGACGUCCAUGAUUUUGUCACCCAAGAGCCGAAAGACAUAUGUAUCACAAGCCCACCAGACGAGAUGGAGAAUUCAUUUCUUGGGGGCAGACCAGCCGACGACGCUCCGCUGAGCGUGUCAUUUGUUGGUGGACUCCAGCCACACUCAAUGCGAAGCAGCGCACAAGGAUCGUCUGAUCAGGAUCAUCGAGAGUUUGGCAACAAGGCCUCCUUUAGCACUCGCGUACACGAACUGGCACAGACACAGCCGGAUCAAGGAUACUUAGAUUCUGAUGCUUCGCCGGGCUACGAAGAAGGUCGAAAAUUCCAGAUUCCUGCCUCUGGAGUGCUCACCAACCUGGAAUACGACGUUGCCAUGGACUCUUCCGCCUCCAAUACUUCCCCUCCGUCGCGCGUCAGCACCGGCUUCUCUGUUUUCGAUCGUCCAGAACCUUCACGCAGAGUUGACACGGGCUUCUCAAUAGCGCAAGGGUACCGUAUGCCAAUGCAUCAAGAUUCAGGCUUCGGAGAUUCCGAGCGGGUAUCGUCUGAAAGCGAGCGAAUACGCCACAGUCUUGACGAAAGCAUCAAAGACCUCAACUUUACUAGCGAAGAUGAGGCAAGGAUCGACGAGCGACUCUGGGAUGAGAAAGGAGCCCCCAAGUUUGGUGAGGGCGUGCGUGCAGCCGAGCUGCAGAUCAAGCCGGAGCCCAUUCCCAUAUUCACCAUCCCGGCAUCCCCACGCAAACAAGAUAAGCAGAAGCAGGCGCGCGCAUCGAUGCCACCUCCGCCAAUACCGAGCGUUGGACCGGCAAACGUGCUGAGCGUUGAAGACGUCCAAGACAAAGCUCUAGAAGAGAAGAACUCAAAUACCACCAUUCGAGCGCCUAGUAGACGCAGUCCGUACGCAGGGCCAAAAGCUGUCGACUCUAUGGAUAUUGUUUCGACCGACGCCAAACACACCUCCAAGAAACCACAUACCAUCAGUUCGUCAUCCAAGGACAAGCUAUCGAAUAAGCGAGCGAAAGAUCCCUCGUACGACGAUUACUUAUCACCAGCCGAAGACGACGAUGACGAUGACGACAAACAAGCAUCAAACGAUCUCUCCGACUACCUCACUCACUCCAUUUUCUUUGACCAAACUAUUGAUUACACACGCGAGCAUCAGAAGCAGAAGCAGAAGAAGACCACAGGUCACGGUUCGCAAGGACCAAAAGUUUGA
This is a messenger RNA of Alternaria viburni, 3516 nucleotides long. RefSeq lists its product as uncharacterized. The coding region runs from base 1 to 3516 and encodes 1171 amino acids. The transcript has a single exon. The record is from RefSeq and is a predicted model, not a curated record. Gene Ontology annotation, biological process: signal transduction; protein phosphorylation. Lineage: Eukaryota; Fungi; Ascomycota; Dothideomycetes; Pleosporales; Pleosporaceae. Gene Ontology annotation, cellular component: cytoplasm. Gene Ontology annotation, molecular function: ATP binding; protein kinase activity.